Zingiber officinale is the source of this 1302-nucleotide messenger RNA. RefSeq names its product ribonucleoside-diphosphate reductase small chain-like. Gene Ontology annotation, molecular function: oxidoreductase activity. Gene Ontology annotation, biological process: deoxyribonucleotide biosynthetic process. Bases 49 to 1092 code for a protein of 347 amino acids. Lineage: Eukaryota; Viridiplantae; Streptophyta; Magnoliopsida; Zingiberales; Zingiberaceae. The record is from RefSeq and is a predicted model, not a curated record. The transcript has a single exon.
CCCCAACUUUUCUCUCCGAUUCCUUUUCGAAUAAUUCGGUUCUCUACCAUGCCGUCGGUGCCACCUUCCUUCGCCCCUGCCGCCCCCGUCCCCGCCGUCGGAGGAGAAGCGGAGUACGAGCCCUUGUUGGCACCGAAGUCCAAACGCUUCCGUUCCUUUCCCAUCGCCUACCCGUCCAUUUGGGAGUUAUACAAAAAGGCCCAGGCCUCUUCUUGGACUGCGGAGGAAGUUGAUCUCUCGCAGGACCUCGGGGACUGGCACCAUCGCCUCUCCUCCGAUGAGCGCCACUUCAUCUCCCGUGUUCUGGCCUUCUUCGCUGCCUCCGACAGCAUCGUGAUAGAGAACCUUGCCGCUCGGUUCUCUCAAGAGGUGAAACUCUUCGAGGCCCGCACCUUCUAUGACUUCCAGAAGGCGAUUGAGGGCAUUCACACUGAGAUGUACGCGCUUCUUCUUGAUACCUACAUCAAGGACAACAAUGAGAAGGAGCAUCUCUUCGAUGCUAUCGAGACUAUUCCUUCCGUCGCUCGCAAGGCUAAUUGGGCUCUGCGAUGGAUUGAAUCAUCCGAAUCCUUUGCCGAGCGACUCGUUGCCUUUGCUUGCGUCGAGGGCAUUUUCUUUUCUGGUUCCUUCUGUGCUAUCUUCUGGCUAAAGAAGCGUGGAUUGAUGCCGGGCCUUACCUUUUCAAAUGAACUCAUAUCUCGUGAUGAAGGUCUUCAUUGUGAAUUUGCUUGUCUCCUCUAUAGCCUCCUCCGUAGUAAGCUCUCAGAGGAAAGGGUGCGGUCUAUCGUUGCCGACGCUGUUGAUAUUGAGCGGGAAUUUGUCUGUGAUUCCCUUCCUGUUGCCCUUAUUGGGAUGAAUAGUGAACUCAUGAGCCAGUACAUUAAGUUCGUUGCAGAUCAUCUUCUAAGGGCUUUAGGGUAUGAAAAUAUGUACAUGGUAAGCAAUCCUUUUGACUGGAUGGAGCUCAUCUCGCUGCAAGGGAAGACCAACUUUUUUGAAAAGAGAGUGGGGGAGUACCAGAUGGCUUCUGUGAUGUCGAGUUUGAAUAGCCACGAAGCUAACCAUGAGUUCAAGCUGGAUGAGGAUUUUUAAAAAGCUUCAUGUUGUAUUUUCCUACCUUUUGCUGUUAUGUAUAUGCUUUUUUUUUGCUCAUAAACUUAGGCCUUUGGACAUGUCUAUGAUCUAUGUUAUGCUCUGUAAAAAGUUGGGUGUUUGUUAUCUGAUUAGUCAAAAUAAAGUGUGCUUAUAAUUCUACCGUGUUGUAAAUGCUUGAGGAAAUGAUUUGGUUCUGGUUGUUAAGUU